Molecule: messenger RNA, 1656 nt
Organism: Pestalotiopsis fici W106-1
Lineage: Eukaryota; Fungi; Ascomycota; Sordariomycetes; Amphisphaeriales; Sporocadaceae
Exons: 10
Coding region: 1-1656 (551 amino acids)
Biological process (GO): carbohydrate transport; transmembrane transport
Cellular component (GO): membrane
Molecular function (GO): carbohydrate:proton symporter activity
Source: RefSeq, a predicted model, not a curated record
AUGGCAGACGAAAAACCCCAAGUUGUUGAAGGCGUUAUAGGAGAACAGCAUCACAUAGCUGUUGAUACUGGUACUGGCAAGACAGCCCAGCGUGAAGGAGCCCAAGCGAAAGAGGUUCACAAUGCCGAGCUGUAUGCAGCAAUUCAAGAGACCAAAAUCUCAAAAACAAGCAAGGAGUCCCUUCACCUGUUCUUUUCCGUUUUUGUUGCAUUUUGCUGUGCCUGUGCCAACGGGUAUGAUGGGUCCCUUAUGACGGCUAUCAUUGCUAUGGAGCAUUUCCAAAACACCUUCCAUACCAAGGCCGUUGGAUCACAAAUUGCUGUCAUGUACUCGCUGUAUACAGUAGGGUCUAUGGUAGCUGCGCCAUUUGCAGCAAUUCUUUCGGACCGGUUCGGUCGGCGCCGUGCAAUGUUUUGUGGUGCCAUUGUCAUUAUUGUUGGCGCCGUGAUCGUAGCAACCUCGUCCACUGUCGCGCAAUUUGUUGUUGGAAGAUUUGUGCUGGGUAUGGGCAUCCAGGUCAUGACAGUUGCUGCUCCCGCCUACGCCGUCGAAAUAUCGCCGCCGCAUUGGCGCGGCAGAUGCACCGGGUUCUACAAUACUGGCUGGUUCGGUGGCUCAAUCCCUGCAGCUGCCAUCACGUUCGGAUGCAAUUCUAUCGGCAACAACUAUCAAUGGAGAAUCCCGCUGAUUCUCCAAGGGUUUGCUUGUGUCGUCGUCAUAGCGGCCGUCCGCUUUAUUCCAGAGUCCCCGCGCUGGCUCAUGGCAAAUGGAAAAGAGGAACAGGCCCGCGAUUUUCUGAUCAAGUACCACGGUAGUGGUAACCCGAACUCCCGCUUGGUGCUCCUCGAGUUAGAAGAGAUGAAGGAGGGCAUCAGACAAGACGGUAUCGACAAGACAAAUUUCGAUUAUCGCCCUCUAUUCUUGUCGCACAGUGGCCGGUGGCGGAUGGCGCAGGUGCUGAUGAUUUCUAUCUUUGGCCAAUUCUCUGGAAAUGGCCUCGGAUACUUUAACACUGUCAUCUUUGCACAACUCGGCGUCACCACUUCUUCUGGUCAAUUGGGCUACAACCUGCUCAAUUCGGUCCUUUCGGCGAUUGGUGCAUUGAGUGCAGUGGCCUUGACAGACCGAAUGCCACGACGCAAAGUUUUGGUCAUUGGAACAUUUGUUUGUGCCGUCAUGCUUGCCAUCAACUCUGGACUGUCGGCCGCUAUCAAUGAACAAGGAGAAAAUAUCAUCACGUCAUAUGCUCAAGGUGGCUUGGCUGCGUAUUUCUUGUUCAACAUUAUCUUUUCAUUCACAUACACUCCUCUGCAAGCCGUCGUGGUUACGGAAGCCCUCGAAACAACGAUUCGAGCCAAAGGCCUUGCUGCCUCUGGUGUUAUUGUCAGUGCCAUGGGGUUCAUCAACCAAUUCGCCGGGCCCAUCGCGCUGCAAAACAUUGGUUACCGCUACAUCUUUGUGUUUGUCGGCUGGGAUGUGAUUGAGUCCAUUAUAUGGUACUUCUUUGGUGUCGAAGCUCAAGGCAGAACCUUGGAAGAGCUUGCAUGGGUAUAUGAUCAGCCGAAUCCUGUCAAAGCAUCUCUCAAGCUUGACAAAGUCAUUGUCCAAGCCGACGGAAAGGUUACAGAGAAAAUAGUUGAUGCAGCCAACCUGUAA